AUGGAUGAAACUGGAUCUGAUCAUCGUGAAAACUGGGCAUCCACAACGCCGAUUAUUGGUGCAUUGCCAACAGGAUAUAACUACAAAAAAUUUGGCAACGUUUGGGAUAGUAAAUAUGGUAUUGAAACAUAUUUAGGUGGUCAGUAUCUCAGAUUUGGCGAAGUUUAUGAAGAAAUCUUUGAGAAUGCUAAAUUCAUGGCAAAUGUAAAUGGUGCAAUUAAAAGUACAGACUUAGAAUAUUACUCAGGUUUUUGUAAGAAUGAUAACUCAUCAUGUUAUUUAAGUGUAUUACAAUCAAGAGAAACAAAUGAAACAUAUACUGUUAAUUUCACAGAUGAAGUAGCAGAUGCUGAAUGUUUUGCAAAAGGCCACAAUUUGGAAUGUGAAAUAAAAGGUCAAACAGUAUAUUUAAAGUCAUAUGAUCAAUAUAGAACAGCUGUAAUUAAAUUCAGAAUGAAAUCAUGGAUUAAAGCAGAAGAAACACCAAAAAUAACUCCUCCACCUCCAACUAGUCAGCCAACACAAUCAUUGCAACCAUUAAAGUCAAAUGAAACAUAUGCAAUUAAAUCAACACUUACUCAAACAAUUACACAAACUGAUAUUCAAACAACACAAAUUACAAUUACUAAAGAAAAUUCGACAUUUGUUGAAACAGAAAUUGUUACAUGGAUUCAUACUUUUGUUGAAACAUUCUUUUAUACUUCAGUUAUAUUCAUAUCUGAGUUAGAAGGAAUAUCGAAGAGUCGUUUAACUCCUCCACAAAUCAUUCUUAUCUCUUCAAUUAUCAUUGUUUCAUUAUUUACUUUGGCGAUUAUAGGAAUAACUUUGUGGAGAAAGUCUCGUAAAAACAUUGAUGAUAAUUCAGAUUCAGAAACAGAUUUAUCUGAUGUAAACCAAACAGUUGACAUGGGAAUGAGUAAGUCAAUUGUUUUAGAUCCUGAAGCGCCCAUAUGUAUUAACUAUGAAAAUGAUGAAGAUGAAGUAUUUUUAAAUCGAGACUUUUAA
Molecule: messenger RNA, 1005 nt
Organism: Trichomonas vaginalis G3
Lineage: Eukaryota; Parabasalia; Trichomonadida; Trichomonadidae
Exons: 1
Coding region: 1-1005 (334 amino acids)
Source: RefSeq, a predicted model, not a curated record